AUGACAAGCAAAAAACUGACAAAUAUUAUGGCUAAAGGAACUGCUUCCAAUGAUGCCGUAACUAAAAAUCAACUUGAUACUAAAAUAUCACUUUCUGGUGGUUUAAUGACUGGCAAUUUGGAUAUGAAUAGCAAUAGGAUUUAUAAUGUAGCACAACCAAAUGGUGAUAAUCAACCAGCCACAAAAAUAUGGUCAGAAAAUAUAUUCCUCGAUAAAUCCAGUGGAGUUAUGGCAGGAUCACUAAACAUGUCCAAUAAUAAAAUUACUCAUCUUGCCAAACCAACUGACGAUAAAGAUGGGGUUAACAAAAAAUACAUAGAUGAUAAUUAUUUGAAACUAUCCGGUGGCACUUUUACUGGUCAUAUAAUAUUGAACAAUGCUAUCCUCACUUCACAAUAUCAAGCAAUAAGCCGAAACACUGGAAAUGCAUUUUGUGUUCAAAUUACUAAUCCAUAUGUUUACCACCAGUUUAAUAUGGUCAAUAACAGGAUUUACAAUCUAGCUGACCCAACUGAUGCUACUGAUGCUAUUAAUAAGCAGUAUUUAGAAACAUCUCAUGUUAAACCCAACCAUUACAAUAAUUAA
Molecule: messenger RNA, 585 nt
Organism: Porites evermanni
Lineage: Eukaryota; Metazoa; Cnidaria; Anthozoa; Scleractinia; Poritidae
Source: the annotation of a GenBank genome assembly